AUGAGGACACAUCACAAACUUAUAAAGAGUCUUUCACUCUUCACAACGCUAUCACUGGCAUCACAAUUAUCACAAUUGGAAAAUUCACUUGGAAUACAAACUUUUGCACCACCAGCUCUCAUCUUCUCUUCAAAUAAUGAUAGUUCACUUCAAUUGCUGGGAAGCUAUGAUGCCCUUUCCCUUUAUACGUAUACGGGACAACAAAAUUUCUCUUAUCAGAUAACGCCAGAUACUAAUUCAAAUGGGCUAGUAUAUUAUUCCAACAACACGUUAAUACAAUUGAAUCAAGGCCUUGAUGAUACUCGAAUCAAUAAUAUUGUCCCCAUAGGGUCGGACUCCUUUAUAUUAAGUGGUUCAGGCUCACUCAAUGAAUAUUCGCUCGAAAAUCAACUAUUUUAUAACCUUUCCUCCCUCUCAGUAUACCCAAUCUUCAAUACUACCCUAGAACAAGUGGAGUCAAUUCUUGUGGAUGAAGACUUGGUCUAUUUUGGUGGUAAUUUUACCUUUUCUAAUGGGACUGAUGAUGGUCAUAGUGUGGCUGUUUGGAACAUUACCUCUAAUUCCACAGGUCUACUACCAUUUCUGGGAUUCGGUGAAAAUUCUUCCAUUAAUAAUAUUUUAAGACUUAAUGACGAUAAUAUUUUAUUUGCAGGUGAAUUUUAUACUUUAGACGAUGCCAGCCUGCUUACUUCCAAUACAAGUAAUGCAACCACAAACAUUUAUGAUCUCGAAUUAAGUCCUCUACUUCCACUUAAUGAAGCUACAUGGAGCUCAGAUGUAAGUGACUUUGACGCAAGUUCAUUUAUUUGUGUAAAUCCAGAUUCAGACGCAUGGUUUGUCUCUGGAACGACCGGAACAUUGGCUUGUUCUUUGCCUUACGAUUCUGCUUUGACUAAAAUUCGUAUUUAUAAUUCUCCAGACAGUCAAAACCAAAUUUCAGAAUUCAGGCUAAUAUCAGAUCCAUCCGGGAGUAUCAUGAAUAUGACCUACAUUGACCCUCGUACCGGAAAUUUAGAACACUGUGAUUCAUAUUGUCCAUUACUUUCAAGAGACACUCUUUCUUCAGCAAGUGAUGCGGCAUCAGUUUCUGAAAUGGCAAGAUUAUUAUCUGAUAACGCCACCGUGAUUAAAUGGAGUGCAGAAUAUCAAGAAUUCGGGUUCGUUAAUGUUGUUAGUACCACAUUACUACAAUUCCUUGCGUUAAACUCCUACGGAAGUAACGUUGCUUUAGCGGGCUACAGCCUUUAUCAGGACGAAUAUGCUGUAUUUGCGAACAAUUCUCUGAAUGGCGCAAGUUGCACAUCAAAUAAUUCAGAUUACACAUCUUCAACAUUAUCUGAUAAUGACUGGGUAUUUGGUGCGAGUGGGCAAACCUAUGUGACAACUUUUUAUACAGAAGGUGACGACCCCAUUCCACAAGUUACUUUCAAUGCAAAUUUACCUUACUCUGGUGACUAUGUAAUUAAUCUGUAUACACCGGGUUGUUCGGAUGACGGGACCUGUUCAACAAGAGGGCUUGUCAACGUUACCGUAUACGAUGAAUCUGAUGAUAGUAUUUUAUCCACAGUAGAAAUCUAUCAAAACAAUGAAGCUCUAAAAUAUGAUGAACUAUUUUCAGGUUAUUUGAAAAACUCAGUCAGGAUCGUUUUAGAAUAUGUCUCAGGUAUUAGCUCGGAUUCAACCGGAACUACUGUUGUAGCCGAUCGCAGUAACAUUUAUGUUACUUCGCUAGAUAUUCUAGGUCAAAUUUCCUCAUCUAAAAAUGGAAGCACUGUUGCCCUAAAUGGACUUUUCCAAUAUCAAUUGUCUAACUUCUCAUCUACGUUUAACUCAUCUAGUGCAAAGGUUGGAAAAACAUUUUUGAAUCAGUAUCCCCUAGAUAUUUUCAAUACAAAUUCUUCCUUGUUUGCUUCUACCUAUGAUAACUACCUACUUGUAGGGGGCGCUGAGCAAAGUGUGUACGCUUUAGAGUCCAGUAAUGACCUAAAUUUUUCUACUAGUGAUAAUUCAGGAGUUGAAGGUCAAUUUAAAAAUAUGCAACCAUUUUCAGAAGGGAUUUUCCUUUAUGGUAACUUCAAUUUGUCAGGAGUAACUGAAGGAGCAGUCACUUACAAUGGUUCUUUCAACCCAUUUACACAAUAUGGUAAUUCGUCGAUAGAUACUUUCAAAAAUGUAACAUUUGGUAACUCCGAGAUACUCGUUUUUAAUAAUGCGUAUCUAUACAAUGUUUCCUCGUCUACAUUAAUGUCAAAUAGUUCUUCACUUUCGCUGUCUUUAUGGUCUGCAGGAGCCAAUGCCAAUGGAGACUUAUUAUUCAACGGGGCCUCUUCUCAAAUGUCCUAUAGUUUUAACAAUGAAUCUAUCAAUAUUGGAGCCAACAACAUAGUUCAAGGGUUGAAUUUUAACGAAAGCAUUGAUCCUUAUCUAGGUCUUUAUAUGAAUACUUCCCAUGGAGCAUAUUUCUACCAAGACGACGAUAAUACUAGAGUAUAUUUCACAAAUGGAUCUCAGCCAUCAUGGCAGUGGCCAAAUGAUGUGGUUGCUGCUAUUUAUUCGGAUAAUCAAUCCCUUUUAAUUGCCGGAACAUCCUCAUCCUUGGAAUCUAGUUCUUUCCUAACAGUACUCAACACUACCACUUAUGACGUUAUAGCUAACGAAUCAUUAAGCUCGCAACAAUCACAAAUUAGUGGUAUUGUAAACUUUGCCUCCAAUGCUACAGCAAUUAUUGGUGGUAAUUUCAGUAUGCCAAAUGUUAAUUGUUUCGGCCUAUGUCUUUUUAAUUAUGGAAAUUCUACUUGGAGUUCCUUUGCUGAUGCCUCUAUCAAUGGUACUGUGGAUCAUAUGCAGCUCUUCAAUGAAUCAGAACUGAUUGUAUCUGGUCUUUUUAGCACGAAAAACAUAUCUUCCAUCACUAUGGCCUCUUUAAAUCUCAAAAAUAACAAGAUUACAGCUUUGAAAUCUGGCGAAUCAAAUACAUUCAAAUCUUUCACCGUAGCUGAUCAAAAAAUCGUUGCUUGGAAUAAUACAGCCCUUUCUAUUUAUGAAGAUAAUGUGUGGACUGUCGAAAGAAUAUCAAAUAUUAAUUCUUCAUCGGUGGUGGAUAACCUCAACUAUGUCACACUAGCUAGUGCCUUGAGUAAGAGAGAUACAAGUUCUAGUGAUGCAAUCUUGGUAUCUGGUCAACUUUACGACAAUAGUUAUGGGCACAUCCAAGCUAUGGUUUAUGAUUUUUCAAGCUGGGUGCCUUAUCUACUAAUUAAUUCGGAGAGUGAUUCCUCGAUUAAUGCCUUUAUUGAUAGAGAUAUGUCUAGCUUUACGAACACACAGGUUGCUCUGUUAACAAACAGUGGUACUGUAAGCAAUUCAAGUUCUUCCACGACGUCACCAGGAGCAUCCGCAAGUGCAACGAGCAUUCCCAACAAAACGCAUAAAAGAAAGAUUGAUCGUGGCUUCGUGGUACUACUAGGUCUAGCACUUGCAUUAGGCACAGUAGCAGUGCUUGGUAUUGCCGGAGUUAUCAUGGCUUACGUCUUCAGAGAUGAUAAUGGGGCUUAUGAACCCAUCAAUCCUCGUAUUGACGAGAACGAAAUGAUAGAAACGGUCCCUCCAGAGAAGUUGAUGAAGUAUAUAUAA
Molecule: messenger RNA, 3633 nt
Organism: Kazachstania africana CBS 2517
Lineage: Eukaryota; Fungi; Ascomycota; Saccharomycetes; Saccharomycetales; Saccharomycetaceae
Gene: RAX2
Product: Rax2p
Exons: 1
Coding region: 1-3633 (1210 amino acids)
Biological process (GO): cellular bud site selection; positive regulation of establishment of bipolar cell polarity regulating cell shape
Cellular component (GO): plasma membrane of growing cell tip; cellular bud neck; cellular bud scar
Source: RefSeq, a predicted model, not a curated record